GUAAACACUACAAACUUAAUACACAACACAUUUCCAGAGCUGAGAUAAUUUAAAAUUGAUAUUGAUAUUGAUAUUGAUUUUUCACCUACUAUGAAUAAUGUUAUGAUAAUUAUAUUUUGUACUUCUGAUUUGAAUAAAAAUUAAUGUUUUAAAAAGGCACCACCCUAAGGCGACUGGAGAUAUCGAACAAAAAUUUUUGAAAAAAUUGUAUUGCAUACAAAUUUUCAUUUGAAUCACUAAUAGAAUAUUAUCACUUCUUACCCAAUUAUUAUUUUUAUUUAUAAAUCAGACAAUUUUAUUCAUUUUAUCAUAUAUGUAACAAAAUUUGGAAUGAAACUUUUCGCCCUCUAGUGUAAAUUGAAAAAAUUAUUAUAAGGGCGGCGGGGGCUAUCAGCUGAUUGGGCGCCUCAUUACAAGUAUAUGAAUUUGUUUAUUACAACAUUGCAAAAAUCGUACAGUCUCCCAAUAAAUUGGCAAGAAUGUACAUGCAAAAUUAAAUUGAAUGUACUGUGAUGUCAUUAUUGAAAGGCAAGGUUUGAAAUGAAAUUAGAUGUCUCAUUAAAUGACGUCGAUUGAGUUUUACGUAUUUGUUGAGAGGGGGCUGGUCUAUAUAACCGAGUGUGAUUGGUGUAAUUCAAUAUGAUUAUAUCGUAAACAUAACCCCUGCCUAACGUUAUUCUAUUGGCACAGAAAGCGGUCCUCGAGAUGUCAGCAGAAUCAGGAAACUUAGAGAAAAAAGACUGGACAGAUGCUGAACGUCUCAAACUAGCAGCAAAGCUGGAUGCUGAAUUAGAUGAAUACAUAAAUAGUUUGGAAAAGAAAUCGUACGAUGAGGGCUGGUCAGAGGAUCGGUGGCAAGAAGAAAUGGAAAAACACCCAUUUUUCAUGCAGAAGCCACCGGAACCUGGAGAUGAAAUCUCACCCUUGAUGGAGGGACUGCAGCAACUCAAAUAUGGAGAGGACGACAACACACCUGAAGAAUUGGCAGCUAAUUACAAAGAAGAUGGAAAUUUCAACUACAAACAUAGAAAUUACCGGCUGGCAAUUCUAAGUUACACAGAAGGAAUAAAAACUAAAUGUAAAGACGAAAGUCUUAGAGCUCAGUUGUACAAUAACCGAGCGGCUUCUCACUUCAUGUUGAAAAAUUAUCGAUCCUGCUUGAAUGAUUGUAAAAUGGCAUUGAAACUCCAGACAAAUUAUCCUAAAGCUUUGAGUAGAGCCGCAAUGUGCUGUUAUUUAACGAAAAACUUUGAGGACUGCAUUGAACUUUGUAAUAUUUACCUUACUGAGCACGAAUUCAACAGUGAACUAUCUAAAAUACUUAAAAAUGCUACUCUAGAAAGGAAAAAGCAGCAGAGAGAAAUGAGAUUGAAGGAAAUGAAAGAGAAAAAGGAAGAGAAAGAAGAGGAUACGUUGAUAGAGGCAAUUAAACAGAGGGGUAUCAACAUAGAUCUGUCAAAUGGUCAUAAAUCUUAUGAAUUGAAAGACUUGGAGCCACAGAUUCCCCAAUUAGCUCAGCAUAGAGUAAAACUCGAUAAAAGACAGAGAUUAAUCUGGCCUGUUAUGAUUCUUUACCCUGAAACUAUGCAGACAGAUUUUAUUCAGAGCUUCCACGAAGAUACACC
Messenger RNA from Fopius arisanus, 1625 nucleotides. It is a transcript of the gene Dpit47, whose product is annotated as DNA polymerase interacting tpr containing protein of 47kD. Gene Ontology annotation, molecular function: Hsp70 protein binding; Hsp90 protein binding. NCBI's taxonomy places the organism in Eukaryota, Metazoa, Arthropoda, Insecta, Hymenoptera, Braconidae. Gene Ontology annotation, cellular component: cytosol; nucleus. The record is from RefSeq and is a predicted model, not a curated record. Gene Ontology annotation, biological process: protein folding.